CUCGGCCGUGCUACGGUGCGGACGUGUGUCGGAGGCUCUCGGGCGCGCUCGCGAGUAUUCGUGACGUAGACUAAUUAGCGAAAUUUGUUAAUUAGCAAUUAUUAUAAGUUUAUUUUGUGUUAUUUCAAAAGUGGAACAUUCGUGUUACUCUUGUGUUGGUUCUGUGCGUUGUAUUAAAGCGAAUUAUUAGUGUUUUGUGGUUGUGUUUCUGGAUCCUUGCUCCGGGCCGCGUGGAGGGUGUUUAACGCCCGUUUCCCGCCCCUGGGGUGUGAUUCCUGGACAGGCAGUGUUCACUGCCUGCGCAGUAAGUGGUUGUGCGUCGCCUAGCUCCUGUGGGGUGUGUUUUUCGCGUCUCGGGGCGUGAUUUGUUUCGCGCUUUUGAGGUUAGAAAACGUGCUUUGCAGAGGCGUGGUGACCGCGUGUUCAAUUUGACGUUUUGCGUCAGCUGUCACUUGUCACUGUCAGUGCCACUGUCAGUGUCAGUGUCUAGUUGACGUUUGUCUCUGGUCCGAAUCGCGCCGGGUCCGUAUCGGUAGCGUUACUAUAACGGUAGCGUUAUCGUUACUUCUCGGUAACGGUAUUGACUUAGAGCAGUAAGCCGCUGGAGAUGGACGGUGAUAAUAACACCCGUCGACUGAUUGCCGAUGAGAUGGCCAGGAAGGAGGAGGAACUGAGGAUCCUCGAGGAGAUGGCUGCCGAGAGUGGGUUCGCUCCGCGCCAGUCGCUCCAACGAACGCCGCCAAGUGGUUUCACCACACCGCCGCCGUCAGGUAUGGCCCCGUCGGGUUCGCAGGUAGCCAAGCGGCCGCUGACUUCGCCGGAGGACGUUGCCGAGGAGGUAGGCCGCCGGCGGGCAGUUGACCGUAGGAGACCGGUGCCCCCGGUCGGGGGCAUCCUGACGUCGCAGCCGGCACGUUCAUCGACAGCGGUUUCGAGCACACCCAGAACGACAGCCGUUACUGCGCAGCCGCAGCCGCAGCCACAGCCGCAAGCACAGCCGUCAUCAGUCGUAGCAGAGCCGAUGGAGGGUACCGAUGGUCCACAGGGUCUGGCCUCGUUGUCGAAGCUGGACCUUCUAGAUAUGGUGCACAAGUCUGUGAAGGGUAUCCACCAAGUCACGACGGCCACCAACAAGUUAAACCUAGCCGAUAAGACGACGGUGGCGUCACACAGCCAGGACAUCCUGGCCGUGGUGGCGGCACUGGAACUCCGACUGUCCGACUUGGAGCAUCAGCUCAGCGCUACAAAGCUUCAGGCCGCGAGCGCUGAGUUGGAGUUCUCAAAGCGGCUGAUGGGGGCGUCAUCAGGCGUCGCACCGGUGGGCCCUUCGCCGACUGUGCCGAGCUACGCGAAUGCCUUAAAGUUGCCCAAAGGCAAGGCGCCGAUAGCUGUCUCCAACCAGGGUCCGGCAGUCAUCUUCUACCCUGCGGACGAGGCCAUCAAGUCGUCCGAGGAAACGAAGAAGACCCUGCAGGAGGCGGUCAAGCCGACAUCAGAAGGGAUAAAGAUUCGCAGUGUAAGGAUGGUUGGCAACUCAGGAAUUGUGGUGAGGACCGCUAACGCUGAGGCUGCCCAGAAGCUUAAGGCCGCGGCCCCUCCCACCCUCAAGGUGGCGGAGCCAAAGACCAAACAGCCGAGGGUAGCCUUACGCUAUUUGAGAGCCGACAUCUCGGAGACUGAGAUCCUGGAGCAGCUCCAUCAGGCCAACUUCAGUGAUGACGCAGACUGGCCAGUGGAUAAAUUCAGGGCUAGUUGUAAACUGGCCCUGAAGAAGCAGGUGGGCCCUAAAUUCUUGGUGCUGCUGGAGUGCUCCAUGGCUCUCAGAGAUAAGUUCGUGUCUCUGGAGCGCGUGUACAUUGGGUGGGACGAGUUGGAGGUUAGUGACCACAUCCGCGCGUGCUGCUGUAACAAGUGUCACCAGUACGGCCAUCCGGAGAAAUACUGCCGAUCAAAGGAGACGGUAUGCGGCAAAUGUGGAGAGACCGGUCACCGGUAUAAGGAGUGCCAGUCGAGCACGGAGUGCUGCGCUACAUGCCGAAGGUUUAAACGCAAGGAGGCGCACACGCACACCACGGCAUCUCCUUCAUGCCCGGCGAGGCAGUUUGCAGAACAGCAGGCCGUCAACAUGCUCCAGUAUGGAUAAGCACGGUACGAUACUUCGAGUAGGGCAGCUCAACCUCAACGGUUCUCAGUCAGCCACCACAGAGUUACCGGUUGUGGCGCGUACACUGCACCUGGAUCUAGUGAUAGUCCAGGAGCAGUUCAGCAGCCACCCGGGCAUUCUGCAGUGUGGUGAGAACCCGAAAGCUGGCGUCCUCGCACUUAAUCGCGACGUAGCGCUCACAGUGUUGCAUCACUUGAGCAAUGAGCAUUGUCUAGUAGCCCACGCUAAGUACGGUGACAUCAGCGUCUACGUGAUAU
Messenger RNA from Ostrinia furnacalis (Asian corn borer), 2421 nucleotides. RefSeq lists its product as uncharacterized. Gene Ontology annotation, molecular function: zinc ion binding; nucleic acid binding. Bases 608 to 2143 code for a protein of 511 amino acids. The transcript is spliced from 2 exons. The record is from RefSeq and is a predicted model, not a curated record. Lineage: Eukaryota; Metazoa; Arthropoda; Insecta; Lepidoptera; Crambidae.